UUUUAAUUAAAUUUUCCUCUGAAAAAAUUUCAUCUUUUUAAGUGAUUCGAUUUUUCUCACUCGGAGCUCCGGGUUAAGAACCCGGUUAUUCAGAUCUGUGAAAAAGUUUCGAAUUUAUUUUGGAAAUUGAGAAAUCGCCGAUGUUGAAACCGUGGGGUGAUAUCGGCGCGUGGGCCGAUGAGGCCGAGCGUGCCGAGGAGGAGCAAGCUACGGCGGAUGCGCAGAGCUUCCCUAGCUUGAAGGAAGCUGCGACUUCCACCAAGUCUAAGAAGAAAAAGAAGAUGACUUUAUCGGAGUUCACCAAGGGUGGUUCUGUUGGAUUGACGAGGGAGCAGAUGAUUCAGCUUCCUACUGGGCCUAGGCAACGCUCUGAGGACGAAAUGCAGCGUGGUGGUAUUGGCGGAGGCUUCUCUUCUUACGGUGGAAGGUCUGGUGGGGGAAUGUCGAGAGAUCGAGAUGAUUCUAAUGGUGGUGGGAGGAGAGGUUAUGGCGGGUUUGAUGAUGAUCAGAGAGGGGGUUCUAGGGUUUCUGAUUUCCCACUGCAGUCUAGGGCUGAUGAGGCUGAUGAUUGGGGGAAAGGGAAGAAGUCGCUUCCGGUGUUUGAUCAGGGACGGCAAGGUCGUUAUGGUGGUGGUGGUGGUGGUGGCAGUUUUGGUGGUGGUAGUGGUGGUAGUUAUGGAGGUGGUGGUGGUGGAGGAGGCAGAUAUGGAGGUGGUGGUAGUGACAGUUAUGGAGGUGGUGGUGGUGGUGGAGGAGGCAGAUAUGGAGGUGGUGGUGGUAGUUAUGGAGGUGAUGGAGGUGGAUACUCUAAAGCUGACGGGGUUGAUAACUGGGGAGCAGGUAAAAGCCACGUGUCUCUCUCAAAACCAUCUACGUUUGGGUCAGGUGGUGAUCAGGAGGAGCGUCGUCGUCUUGUUCUUGAACCACGAAAGGCUGUUGUUGUUGAUAGUGGUGUGAGUGAGACUCUAACUGAAACUGGUGUGAAGACGAGUAAGGCUAGUCCGUUUGGAGCAGCAAGACCUAGAGAGCAAGUUCUUGCGGAGAAAGGAUUGGACUGGAAGAAGCUUGACUCGGAGAUUGAGGCUAAGAAGGGAAGCUCUCAAACGAGCAGACCAUCGAGCGCACAGUCGAGCAGGCCGUCAAGUGCUCAGUCUAAUAGGUCUGAGAGCUUAACGUUGGAGAAUGUGGUGAAGCCUAGACCGAAAGUGAAUCCUUUUGGGGACGCAAAGCCUCGGGAAGUGUUGUUGGAGGAACAAGGGAAAGAUUGGCGCAAGAUGGAUUCUGAACUCGAGCAUCGCAGAGUUGACAGGCCUGAAACAGAAGGAGAGAGACUAUUGAAGGAAGAGAUUGAAGAACUUCGGAAGAAACUUGACAAGGAAGCAACCAUCACAGCUGAUAGCAAAGAAUCUCAACAAGAAUCCGACAGCAAUAACCAUAACAUACCUGACAUUAUAAGCGCGAAAGAAAAAGAGCUGGAGUCACUGAUCCGUGAGCUAGACGACAAAGUCAGGUUCAGGCCAAGAGCAGUUGAGAGGCCUGGAUCAGGUGCAGGCAGCAGAACAGGCAACUAUUCCGAAAGACCUCAUUCCCGGGGUGGAUCAGUUGAAGAUGGUAGGAGUGUGGAAUUCAUGGAAAGGCCUAGAUCACGAGGCACAGGUGGUGAUGAUAGAAGAAACUUCCAAGGAAGCAAGGAACGUGGAUUCUUCAGCAACAGGAACGUCGACAGGUCAUCAUCGUCCAGGGAUCGAUGGUAAAAGAAGGAGACGGAAGAAUGAAUGUGGAAUGAGAUUUUGGAGUUUGGUUCCCAUAUUUUGAAGAAGCUUUAAUAAUAAAUAAUAUUUAAUAAUAAAAGAAAAAUUCAUCUCCUUUGAAUUCAAACCUAAUUUUGGGGGGACUAGUUUUAUGUUUUUGUAUUUGAUUCAUCUUCGGAAAUCGAAGCCUAAUGGUUUCUUCUCCUUUUAUUAUUCUUAAUUGUAUUUGUUUGUUCU
Molecule: messenger RNA, 1988 nt
Organism: Brassica oleracea var. oleracea
Lineage: Eukaryota; Viridiplantae; Streptophyta; Magnoliopsida; Brassicales; Brassicaceae
Product: keratin, type II cytoskeletal 2 epidermal
Exons: 3
Coding region: 141-1754 (537 amino acids)
Molecular function (GO): translation initiation factor activity; mRNA binding
Source: RefSeq, a predicted model, not a curated record